Molecule: messenger RNA, 3681 nt
Organism: Aplysia californica (California sea hare)
Lineage: Eukaryota; Metazoa; Mollusca; Gastropoda; Aplysiida; Aplysiidae
Product: cleavage and polyadenylation specificity factor subunit 6
Exons: 19
Coding region: 73-2160 (695 amino acids)
Biological process (GO): mRNA alternative polyadenylation
Cellular component (GO): mRNA cleavage and polyadenylation specificity factor complex
Molecular function (GO): mRNA binding
Source: RefSeq, a predicted model, not a curated record
AAAUCUGGGGAAUGUUGAAAACGAGUGAAGAAGAAAAGCCAGCCAUCAGCCAAGCCACCCAAGGCAGUCAACAUGGCGGACGGAGUAGAUAUCGAUCUCUAUGAUAAUAUAGAGGAUGAAUUCAGUCAGGAAGCGGACUUUGGUGGUGGUGGAGAUUUGUAUGAUGAUGUUAUUACGGCCUCUUCAAAUCGCUCUAGUGAUGAGCCCCUAGAGCGUUCCACGAGCAACAAACCUCCAUCAAGAUCCAACAGCACCUCCAUGCCGCCCUCCACCUCGGCGACAACCCAUACAGGCAAAAAACACAUGCUGUACAUAGGAAACCUCACAUGGUGGACAACAGACCAGGAUCUGACAGAUGCAAUGAGCUCUAUUGGAGUCUCUGACUUGCUAGAGAUCAAGUUCUAUGAAAACAGAGCCAAUGGACAAUCUAAGGGGUUUGCUCUUAUUAUCGUUGGCUCUGAGCAGUCGUCACGCAUCAUUUUUGACCGACUGCCUCGUAAAGAGCUGCAUGGCCAAGUGCCCCAAGUAAGCCACUUCACCAAGCAGGCAUUGAACCAGUUUGAGGCUCAAGCUCGUAAGACAGGAGGACCUGGGGAUGGAGAUCGCAGAGACGACAGGGGACCACCUGGUCGCGACAGUGCACCAAAUGGCAAUUAUAGAAACGACAAACGCGGCCCGCCUCCAGGGGGCCCUCCAGGAGGACCAGGAUUUCCACCACGCCUGAGUGGACCACCACCCCCAAGGCCAGGUGCGCCGCCAUCUGUGUCAGGACCUCCGCCCCGUGGGGCACCGCCACCGCUUAACUUUGCUCAACUGGUGCGAGCAUGCACAGACUAUCUGUCGACUGCUCCUCCGGGUACCUUGCCUCCAGUGACAGGACCUCCCCCGGGCAUGCCUCCCAUGCCACCUCGCCCUGGCCAAACAGGCCCACCAGGACCCCGAGGGCCCCCGCCAGGGGUAGAGCCACCUCGUAUGGGCAUGCCCCCGCACCUGAGAGGUCCCAUGCCCCCAGUGGACACUCGCGCUCCACCACCUAUCAGGCCGGAAUGGGACAGACCCCCUGGUCCAGGGAGGCCCCCUGUGCCAGGAGGCCCCCCACCUCCCAAGGACUUCCUGAGGGGCCCACCACCUAGAAAUUUAGCACAACCGCCACCACCAGGCACUGCGUUUCCCCCUGGUGGCCCUCCACCACCCCAGCCUGUUCCACCCCCGGGAGUGAGGCCCCCACAUCUGAGUGGACCUGCAGUGGGCCUGCCGCCAGCUAACAACUUGCCACCUGUGUCCAGCGCGCCUCCCCCAGGCCAUGCCCCCCCACCAGGACAUCCACCUUUCUUUCCUCCUCCAAUCUCUGGACCACCACCUGCGAAUCUUGGGAAAGACCGUCUUCUAAGACACCCUUGUAAACAAACAAGUCACCCACCCCCUGAUCCAUAUGGCCGACCACCCCCAUCAACAUACUCGCCAGAGAACCCGUACUCCCGGCCUCCUCCAGACAGUCGUCCCAGACCAGCAGAACUGAGACAGAGCCCGGUCAGGCAUGAACCGCAGGCCCCACCACUGAGUGAUCAGGAGUUUGCCGAGAUUUUCCAACGCAACAAGACUGUUUCCAGCAGCGCCAUCAACCGUGCAGUUCAGGAUGCCAGCUCAGGUGACUUUGCCGGGGCUAUUGAAACUUUGGUGACUGCAAUUUCCUUGAUCAAACAGUCAAAGAUUGCUGGGGACGAUCGUUGCAAAAUUCUGAUCAGUUCCCUCCAGGACACUCUUCAUGGUAUUGAGGAGAAAUCAUAUGGGUCCAGGAGCAGUCGGAGGUCUCGCUCAAGAGAUAGAGAUCGGGAACGUGAACGCCUUGAGAAAAGGCCACGUCAUCGUUCACGUAGCAGAGAGAGAGAUCUAAGGGAGUACCGUGAGCGAUCUCGGGAGCGUGAUCGUGAGAGGGAUCGCCAUUAUGAUGAUCGGCGCGAGAGAGAACGCGAACGUGAACGCAGCGAGAGAAGUGACCGAGGGGAGCGUGAGCGAGAACGCGAGCGUAGUGACAGAGAGAGGGUGGAGCGGGAGCGCAGUGACCGGGAGCGUGCAGACAGAGAACGUGUGGAGAGAGAGCGCAGUGAGAGGGAGAGAAGUGACCGGGAGAGAGAGUACAGCAGCAGUCGCCGACACUGAGCUCCUCCUGUUCUUCAUCUUCAUCAUCACCACAGAAGUUGAGAGCGGAGCAGAGCACUCCUCUCGGACCCUCUUUCUUUGUUCUUCUACCUACAGUAUGUCUAGCCUGCUGAGAGCCGCGCACAGCACAGCAUACUACUUAGUCACAUUUCUUCUUGCAGUUCUCCCCAGUCACGAGCUGGACAAAGAUCUCUUCCUCAACUAUGUGUUGUUCAUGUGGAACCAGGAACCUGUGACUUUUGUAUUUGUUUGUGUGGAGAGAGUGACCAGUGAUGUGUGUGUUGUUGGUGUGGAAAGAGUAAGCUGAGAAAUGUGUGCCUGUGGAGAGGAAGGGGAGAGAUACAUGUGUGGGGAGUUUGUGUGACUUGUGUGGAGCUGAAGGGCCACAGUGGGUAGCUGACAUACCCCCCUCUUGUGGGCUCAGGGGGACAUAAAUAACAACUGUUUUGAUGUAAACAUUGUAUCAUGGGCUAGUGUUCAAGGCUUACAAGUUGAUUCUGCAGUUCUAGAGGGUCUGAGUAAGUCGUAGGUAAGAUCUUUGGGGCCUAUAGAUGAAGGAACAGUUCAGGUAGAUUGUGGCCUUGCUGUCUCCCCACCCUGACUUUUAAAGUCCUCAUGGUGGACUAAUUGAUCAGUGCUCUUUGGUGUUGCUGGUUCAUUUGGAAAAAAUACAAGUCCACAUAGGGCUGAGCCAUGUUGCACUGAUGUUCAAGGCAAUUUAUUUUGCCACACAGUCUUGUGUUGAUGUCAGGAGGGAAUUACCUUUGUCCUUCAUGCCGUUGAAUAUUUUCAGUGUGACUGUUGUGUGAAAGUUAAGCUUUGUGUGUAAAACCCCGGUGAUGUUUAUCUAAUUUAAUGAAGUUUGUCAUUUGUAGAUCAAAAUGUAUGUUAAAUUAUUAUUAACCAUGAACAACCAAAUACAGUCAAUAUUUGACAUUUCCCGUUUAGACAUUGCAAUACAGUGAGUGUGUGAUUGCUGCGUGUUGAUGAUACUGAGCAUGAAGGAAUUUCACUCUUUAUAUUUGUAUGUAAGACAAUGAGCAAAACAAAGUUGCAGUGCAGUCCAUGAUUUCUCAGCAAGCAUUCUUGAUGUUGAGAUGUAUCCAGCCAUGGCUCUCACACUUUGGCCAGUGGGUGAUUCUGUCUAGUUUCCCGCUAGAAUCAUACUGUGUGCACAUGUCUCCAGUGCAAGUCCCCGACCCCAUUUGUUUUCCAAGAGAAACUAGCAGAUGUGUUAUGGGACAAUGACUGGUAUUUUGUAUCUGUAUCUCUCAGCAGGAAAAGGAUAUAAUUUGGGAAAGACUUUUAUCUUAUCCCGAUAUCUCAGAGAAGCUAAUGGAUGCACCGGGGAUAAAGACAUAUAUCUUUCCCCUAUUGUUCUAGAAAAGGCUACAGAUAGACUUGUAAUUCAUAUAUCUCUAAAAAGCUCACAGAUAUGCUGUGGAUAAAGAUUUUUUAAUCUCAUUUCUCUAUUUUAGGAAACAUGUACAUAUUGCAUUUUCUGUGUCAUGAAAAAAAAAA